AUGCUCGGCUUCGAGACGCCGCCUCCCCCCCUCUCCUCUGCCGCACGGCUCCGCGUGCUUCGCGACGCGGCGAGCGCGCUGCACUACCUGCACACGCGCUCUCCCAUGAUCCUGCACCGCGACGUCUCGGCGGGCAACAUCCUGCUCGACGAGCGCGGCAACGGCUACCUCGCCGACGUGGGCCUCGCGCGCGCGGCAGAGGGUUCCGGCUCCUAG
Messenger RNA from Emiliania huxleyi CCMP1516, 216 nucleotides. RefSeq lists its product as hypothetical. The coding region runs from base 1 to 216 and encodes 71 amino acids. Gene Ontology annotation, biological process: protein phosphorylation. The record is from RefSeq and is a predicted model, not a curated record. The transcript has 2 exons. NCBI's taxonomy places the organism in Eukaryota, Haptophyta, Isochrysidales, Noelaerhabdaceae. Gene Ontology annotation, molecular function: protein kinase activity; ATP binding. Gene Ontology annotation, cellular component: plasma membrane.